AUGGACAGCCUGUUGGCCGACGUGCGGCUGAGCGUGGUCCGGCUCGCCGAGAGCGUGCUGACGCGGUGCGCCGGCACGCUGCCCAACUGCGCCUCGCCGCUGCUGCAGCUGCUCAUCCUCGUGUCGUGCGACAGCGUGCCGGCGGUGCGCCAGGCGGCCGAGGCGGCGCUGCGCCAGGUGCAGGCGCGCGCCAUGUCCAAGUCGCUGGUCGAGGCGGUCGAGGAGGACUUCUACGCCCUGACGGCGCGGCUGCCGGCGGUCAUGCGCAGCCACAACGUGCCGGCCUCGCUGGUGCAGCUGUCGCUACUCGAGGGCUACCUGCACCUGCUGGGGCCGCGCGUGCGCCAGCUGACUGCGUCGGCGGCGCACGUGCGCCUGCUGCUCAGCUGCCUGACACAGCUGGUGGAGCUGCGCACCGACGCGGCGCUCGUUCCGUACGUGACGAGCUGCGGCCCGACCGGCGCGCCGCACCGCAUGCCCGACUUCAAGCGCUUCCGGCACUUCGACGAGCCGGAGGUGUGGCAGCGCGUCUGCUCGGCGUGCCGGCUGCUCGGCUGCCACGGCGACCUGCUGACGCUGCUCGAGCUGCUGGAGACGGACGGCUCAGCCGACGAGGACCGCGUCGUCUGGAACCAGCUGCUGCUGGGCCAGGAGCCGGCCCUGCUGGCGACGCGCGGCGUCGCGCCGCAGCACGACCUGCUGCAGCAGCUGGACCUAGAGCCGCUGCUGCUACUCAUCGAGCCCACCCAGCCGGCUGAGCUGGCGCGUGUGGACGCCGAGGAGCCGCCCGAGGACGCCGCCGAGGGGUUCCGGCGACACCGGGCGGCCGCGGAGGACGCCGAGCCUGAGACGACCGCGCAAGAGCCGGCGGAGGAGGUCAAGCCCCAAGUGCCGCUGCACGUGCGGCUGGUGCGUGACGUGGUGCAGCAGAGCGUGCACUUCCUAGACUGUGAUGUGAUCACCGUUCAGGUGGACGUGCUGGCCACGCUAGCGGCCGGCAGCCGGCUCUUGGCUGCCUGGCAGGACGAGCUGCUGCCGCUGGCGGUGCUGCGCACGUCGAGGGACAACGAGACGCUCAGUCUGCACGCCAACGCGCGUAUUGUGUGGCAGGCCGUGGAUGGUGCUGAUGCCGACGUUGAAUGCCUUUAG
Messenger RNA from Pollicipes pollicipes, 1149 nucleotides. RefSeq names its product Telo2 interacting protein 1 (gene Tti1). The record is from RefSeq and is a predicted model, not a curated record. The coding region runs from base 1 to 1149 and encodes 382 amino acids. Lineage: Eukaryota; Metazoa; Arthropoda; Thecostraca; Pollicipedomorpha; Pollicipedidae. The transcript is spliced from 4 exons. Gene Ontology annotation, cellular component: cytoplasm.